Molecule: messenger RNA, 1198 nt
Organism: Leptosomus discolor (cuckoo roller)
Lineage: Eukaryota; Metazoa; Chordata; Aves; Leptosomiformes; Leptosomidae
Source: RefSeq, a predicted model, not a curated record
AUGGAUAGCCUCUGUGCAGCAAAUACCACUUUUGCAGUUAACCUCUUAAGAAAGCUGUGUGAGAAUAAAAGCAGGCAGAAUCUGUUCUUUUCUCCUUUUAGUAUUUCUUCUGCUUUGUCUAUGAUUUUGUUGGGUUCAAGAGAAAACACCGAAGCCCAAAUAGCAAAGGUGCUUUCUCUGAACAAAGCUGAGGAUGCUCACAAUGAAUAUCAAUCACUUCUCUCUAAGAUUAAUGAUCCAAACACCAAAUACAUACUGAGAACUGCUAACCGACUUUAUGGAGAAAAGACAUUUGAGUUUCUCUCGUCAUUUAUAGAGCUGAGUCAGAAAUUCUACCAUGCUGGACUAGAACAGACUGACUUCAUGCAUGCUUGGGAGGAUUCCAGGAAACAAAUAAAUGGCUGGGUAGAGGAAAGAACUGAAGGUAAAAUUCGGAAUCUGCUGACGGAGGGGAUUCUUGAUUCGCAGACCAGACUUGUAUUGGUGAAUGCCAUCUAUUUCAAAGGCAACUGGGAAAAGCAGUUCAACAAAGAGAGAACAGCAGAAAUGCCGUUCCAAAUUAACAAGACAGAGACCAAACCUGUGCAGAUGAUGUCCAAGAAGGGUAGUUUUAACAUGACCUAUAUUGGGGACUUCCAGACCAAAAUCCUUGAGCUCCCUUAUGUCAGUAACGAACUCAGCAUGAUCAUCCUGCUCCCUGAUGCAAUCCAGGAUGGAUCCACUGGCUUGGAAAGACUGGAAAGAGAACUUACUUAUGAGAAGCUGAUAGAUUGGAUCAAUCCUGAAAUGAUGGACUGUACAGAGGUGCAGGUGUCUUUGCCCAGAUUUAAGCUGGAAGAAGACUAUGAUCUGAAACCCCUCCUGAGCAGCAUGGGAAUGCCUGAUGCAUUUGACUUAAGAAAGGCAGAGUUCUCUGGAAUCUCAGCUGGCAACGAGCUGGUGCUCUCUGAAGUGGUUCACAAGUCCUUUGUGGAAGUCAAUGAAGAAGGCACUGAAGCAGCAGCUGCCACGGCAGGAGUGAUGAUGCUGCGCUGUGCAAUGAUUGUUCCAGAAUUCACUGCGGAUCAUCCCUUCCUCUUCUUCAUCCGGCACAACAAAACUUCCAGCAUUUUGUUCUGUGGCAGGUUUUGCUCUCCCUAAACAGGAGAUGUCUUGGCAGAAGAGCCACCGUUACACAAUAAUUUCUUUUUCUUUAGAA